UACAGGAGAGACCUACCGUGCGGCAUGGCAGCCUGAAACCGUAGGGAGGAGAAAAGGAGGAGGGAGAGAAGCGGUAUUUUUUUUCCUCUCGAGUGCAUUUUUCUCUCCGUAAACCGACUCAAACCUGAACGGACUGUAUGUGGACGUCGCGGAGACAAAUACUGUGGAUUAUAAGCGCAUUUUUUAUGGAUAAAACAACAACAACUGGGAGUUAAAUUUGAGGAGCAAACUCGUGGAUCGAUGAGAGAAGACGGGCAGCCAGAGAGAAGCUCCCCCGCUGACAUAAGAGAGUGAGGAGAUUACAGUAGAAGCUCAGAGGAGGCGCACAACACACAGGCUCUCCUGCUGCCUGCAGAGCCAUGAGCCGGGCGCUUAUGGACCAUAUCGCCAGUAGUUUCCGCGAAGAUGCUCCUCGACCCCCGGUGCCGGGGGAGGAGGGCGAGGCGCCCUGCUACCCCGGCAAACUCGCAAUGAUGAAACCCCAGGAACCCCCCAAAUCGGUUUUGCUCGGUUCUCCGGGCUCCGCGGCGAGGAGGAACGAGGAUGGUCUUGGGGAGCCAGAGGGGAGUGCCUCCCCGGAUUCACCGCUCUCCCGGUGGACAAAGUCUUUGCACUCUCUCCUCGGGGACCAGGACGGUGCCCUUCUUUUUAGGACAUUCCUGGAGCGGGAAAAAUGUGUCGAUACUUUAGACUUUUGGUUCGCCUGCAAUGGCUUCAGGCAAAUGGACCUCAAGGAUACCAAAACGCAGAGAGUCGCCAAAGCAAUUUACAAGCGCUACAUCGAGAACAACAGCAUUGUCGCCAAACAGCUCAAGCCCGCGACCAAGACUUUCAUACGGGAUAAUAUCAAGAAGCAACACAUAGACUCUGCCAUGUUUGACCAGGCUCAGACGGAGAUCCAAACCAACAUGGAGGAAAACGCGUACCAGAUGUUUCUGACCUCUGACAUUUACCUCGAGUACGUGAGGACCGGGGGAGAAAACCCCAAUCACGGCAACUCGAACGGGUUGGGCGACCUGAAAGUUGUCUGUGGAUACCUGCCCACGCUCAAUGAAGAGGAGGAGUGGAGUUGUGAUUUCAAAGCCAAAGCGCUGGUUGAAUUGUCGGCGAAGGCGCAGAGGGCCACCGUGUCCAUGAGGGCGGUGGAGGUGAUGGAGAGGGGAUACAGAUCGUACAAGAGAGGAGACUCGCUCAACCCCUGCCAUGUGGGCUCUUUCGCCCCCGUCAGCAGCACCAACGACAGCGAGGUGUCCAGUGACGCCUUGACCGAUGAUGCCAUGUCCGUGACUGACAGCAGUGUAGAUGGCAUCCCUCCGUACAAACUGGGCUCAAAGAAACAGCUCCAGAGAGAGAUGCAGCGCAACAUGCGGAUGAACAGCCAAGUCUCUCUGCCUGCUUUCCCUCGAACUCGCCGUCCUCCCAAGGAGAUGGUCCCAAUGGAGCCGUCAGAGUUUGCAGCCCAGCUCAUUUCCCGCCUGGAGAGCCUGAAGAGAAAACAGGACACCAUCAACUCUCUGGAGGAGAAGCUGCAGCAGAUUCAGGAGGAGGAGGAAAAAGAAGACACAGAGGUUAUGGGAAGUGCUCCUCAGCUCUCUCCCCAUCCCUUGACGCUCCUCCCUGGCUCCUCCGAUGAGGACCCCCAGGCCAUUCUGGACGAACACCUGUCUCGAGUCCUGAAGACCCCCGGCUGCCAGUCCCCCGCUGUCAUCCGCCACUCGCCUCGCUCCAGCUCCCCAGAACACAGGCCCAUCACACGGGCAGGUUUUGGAAUCAAGGCCCUGGUCAGGACGGGGCCCUCCAGUCCUUCUGUCUCUAGUCCAGACCAAGCGGCUAUCACUCUGGCCUUGGGGCCCAGCAGGACCCUCGUAAGCAGGCAAAGCACGAAACACAUUCACCACCACUACAUCCACCACCACGCCAGUCCCAAGACGAAGGAGCAGAUUGAGAGGGAGGCAGCACUCAGGGUGCAUGGCCUGUGCUCUAGCAGCGGCGAGUGCCAGCCCUGCCAGCCUUACCAGCGCAGCCGCAGCCUGGGCAGAGAGAUGUGUGGGGCCAUCUCAACAGACAACAGCAUGGGGCGUUCCAGCUCUCUGUCCAGGCGUGUUUGUCGUUCUGGGGCUGAGGAUGGAGUGGCAGAGAGAUGUAUGGACGACUGUGGGCCCUUGCAGCUGCCCAGCGACACAACAGACCCCACCCAGAAUGUGCUGCAGUGGAUCCUGGAAAGUAAACGGCAAGGCAGGCACAAGUCUCACAGUAACCAGAGCACCAAGAAAUCCUUUGGUGGCUCGUCUACGCAGACACACACGUGGGGUGGAGGUGGAAGCUCUGGCCACCUACGUAGCCACCAGCCUGCCCAGCCAUUUAUCCAGGACCCCGCCAUGCCUCCCCUGCCCCCUCCCAACACUUUGGCCCAGCUGGAGGAGGCUUGCCGCAGACUGGAGGAGGUCUCGACUAAGACCACCAAGCAAAGGCAUUCAAUGUCCAGUCUCCAGCAAGAGAAGAGCCACCUAGUGCCUGUCCAGGGUGAGGGGUCCGUCCCUCUGUCUCUAGCCAAUCCCAGCCCUGCUGGCCUCCUCACAACCAGCCCCGGUCUCCAAUCAGAAGAGAUGAAGGAGUGUAAAAAGGGUUUAGGAGGCGAGACGGUGGUGACGUAUUUCUUCUGUGGUGAGGAGAUCCCCUACCGGAGGAACAUGAAGAGCCACAGUCUCACCCUGGGCCACUUCAAGGAGCAGCUCCGCAAGAAGGGCAACUACAGGUACUACUUCAAGAAGGCCAGCGAUGAGUUUGAAUGUGGCGCGGUGUUUGAGGAGGUGUCAGACGACAGCUCCUUGCUGCCCACCUACGAAGGCAAGAUCUUGGGCAAGGUGGAGAGGAUGGAGUGAGGCCCUCCCUGUGUUGUGGAUUAUACGGACGCUUCACAACUCCGUGGAUGUACUCCCUUCACACACACUAAGUAUGUGUCUUUUAAGCUAAGACUGUUGGACUGGAGAAGCUGAAGGAAUGUCGACGAGGUCUGGGCAGGCGGACUGGAUGGAGAGGGAGAAACGAUGGAGGGCAUGAUAUCGCUAUUUCUGGACUAUCGCGUGAACACGCCCGCCUUGAAGUGAAGAAAAUACAAGACUGUGUGUUGCUGGACUGAAACAUCUCCAUGUUUCCAGAAGAGAAAACUCUAGAGACUCCAGGUGAAUGACCACUCCUCAAAGAAGCGGGGCGGUGGGUUCAAAUUUGAGACUGACAGCCUACCUGACCCUGCCCGCGCUAGCAUCUGCCCACGGGUACUCGCUAGCACAUCGCUAAUAUGUAUAUGCAGAUAUACAUGUACAUUGCAUUGUAUUGUGAUGCUCGUAUUGCUGUGUAAAGAUUUCUAUUGCUAUUUAUUGGAAAUAUCCCCGCCCCAACCCUAUUAUUCCUCCAUGGACAAGCUGCUCGGAGUUGGAGAAACUUCUCCAAUUUUCCACAUCCGUUUUUUUUCCCCCUCUCCCUUCUGAGCAUCAGUUCUCAAGCAAAGGAAAUGGGUUUUAUUCAUUUUCUGCCCCUCAUUGAACUGUAAACUUCAAAAAUACCUCUUCAAAAAAUCCACUCCUGUACCUGGAGAUUUAGCGGGACAUCAUCUCUGAUCUCUUGGCUGGAGAGCUUACUGCUGAAGCUUUGAGAAAUGGCUCUCUAUCACUUAAUAGUUUGAUAAUAUAUUUACUACUGCAGUGCUAUUUGUGGCCGUGUCCCCAUCUGCUCUGAGUGUACUAUGGAAAAAAAAAAAAAAGGAACAAAAAUGCUAUUAACGUUUAAUUCCCAACUCUGGGACUCUGCCCAGCUAGCCUUGAUCUGUCGCGUCUUAGUGCCUUUGUUUCAGUGGCGCAGGCAUCGCACAAAUAGCCUACGUAUUUACUAAGAGGAAACUGCCCUGAACAGGUCCUAGAGUCCCCAAAAUGUGUUUACACCAAUAUUAAUAUUUACCAACAAAAAGCUCUAUAAUGUGCUCCCCAACUUGCUUACCUAUGUGAUUGUGUGACUGAGUUGCUUUUGAGUAGGGUUACUCUGUGUGUAUUUGAAGCCUGCGCUAUGAGCUGCAGAUGAUAAUGAUGGUGGUGAUAUACACUAUGUCCAUAGUGUUUUAAUUGAGUACAGUAGCUGUGCCUACAUGGAUUCUUGCCGUGUUUUACCCAGUUUUCAGGGUCAGAUUACUCCCUUGGUUUUUACAAGGGGCCUUAUGUUGAAAAGAUAUUUUUAUGCCUUUUAGUAUCCGUUUCAUCAUGUUUAUGUUUUAUAAUAUUUUUCAUGGCUUCCUUGGCUCCACUUGUAAACUGUAAAUUAUGCGUUCUAUAGAGCUCAGUUGAAAAGAUGCCUCGGUACUUUAAUUAUUGUAAUUAUGAAGAGAUGUAGCCUUUAUUAAAAUGUUCUAUUUUUCAAAUUA
Molecule: messenger RNA, 4411 nt
Organism: Plectropomus leopardus (leopard coralgrouper)
Lineage: Eukaryota; Metazoa; Chordata; Actinopteri; Perciformes; Serranidae
Gene: axin2
Product: axin 2 (conductin, axil)
Biological process (GO): positive regulation of proteasomal ubiquitin-dependent protein catabolic process; positive regulation of protein kinase activity; regulation of centromeric sister chromatid cohesion
Cellular component (GO): nucleus; plasma membrane; beta-catenin destruction complex
Molecular function (GO): molecular adaptor activity; ubiquitin protein ligase binding; beta-catenin binding
Source: RefSeq, a predicted model, not a curated record